Messenger RNA from Rhizopus microsporus ATCC 52813, 886 nucleotides. RefSeq lists its product as uncharacterized. The record is from RefSeq and is a predicted model, not a curated record. The transcript has a single exon. Bases 175 to 825 code for a protein of 216 amino acids. NCBI's taxonomy places the organism in Eukaryota, Fungi, Mucoromycota, Mucoromycetes, Mucorales, Rhizopodaceae.
UGAUGCCACAAUGUGAACGAAAUAGCCCGGACGAAUGUUAAAGAGGCAAAACGCAUUGUACAGGACGCCAAGGUCUCGGAUGAUCUUGCUGUUGUGUAUCGUGACGUCUACCAUGAUAUCCUUAGGGCUUACUUUAGCAAUUACUCUGCUGAUGGUGUGAAUGAAGAUACCUACAUGCAUGAUGCACUGCAACCACUGCUCAAGGCAUAUUUCCCGAACGACGAUAUCAUCUGUCGGGAAGGUGCCAACGGUACUAUUAAAGCAUCUAGCUCUCGCAAGCAGAAGUUCGACCCUGACUCCCAUGGCCGCAAGGGCGAUUGCAGUGUAAAGACCAAUGAUGGAUGCCUCAACCAACUGAUACUCCUGGUUGAGGUCAAGCCCCCUCGCAACACCACAAGCAAUGACUUGGUCAAGCUUGGCAAGUGCCUCAAGGACGUCGUUGAUAAAUUGGAUGAGGAUGGUGUUCGGGAUGUAUUAGUUUGUGGCCUGUUGGCUGAGGGCUAUCAUUGCAGAGCCUUUGCCAUGGAUCUAAAAUUUCACGGCCUGUAUCGCAUGAUUCAUCUUGGUAUCUUUUAUGUACCACAAGACUCGAACAACCUGGAUGUGCUAUGCGGCGCCUUCCAGGUCAUGAACCUCCUCAUGCCCAUCGUCAUCCGUAACGCCAAGCACAUCAAAAAGCAAACUCGUAAGCGUGCCCCUCCAUCCACAAUGGCUCUCCCAUCAUUUGAGUCGCCCAUCCGCAUCAACGAAGAACAAAAGCGGCUCUUACUUAACAUGUCGAAUCCCCGUGUGAAACGUGCUGCCAGAAAACUCAAUUUUGGAUAAUGAUGUGAUCAGUGUCUCUCCCCUACAUACAUACUCCUCUUUUUCUACAAUAAUGCACAUU